AUGGCACUAAUACAAGUCUACCAAAACCAUUACAUUAUUUCCGCGUCAGCACAUUUUAUGCAGUUUGUUUUAUUCAGAUGGCCAGGGAGCACUUACGAUAGCUUCAUUUUCACUAACAGUGGGAUUGGACAGCAUUUUGAAGGUACGGAUGCAGAGGAUAUUCCAGGAUUCCUCCUGGGAGAUUCCUGUUAUCCUCUCCACCCAUAUCUUAUGACUCCUAAAGCCAACCCUCAAACAGACCCUGAAAUUAAAUACAACAGGGCACAUAUAUCAACAAGGAACACCAUCGAGAGGGCCCUUGGUGUUUUAAAAAGCAGGAGGAGGUGUCUGGACAGAUCAGGGGGCAGCCUACAAUACUCCACAGAUGUGGCCUGUAAUAUCAUUAUGGCUUGUUUCAGGUUGAAGAACUUAUGCAUUCGCGCUGGACUCCCAUUACCAGGGGAUGUCCAGCAGUUGGAGCCUGAUGAGCUGCUCCCCCACCUUGGCAAAGACUGUCCAGAUGGGUUAUAA
Lingula anatina is the source of this 510-nucleotide messenger RNA. RefSeq names its product putative nuclease HARBI1. Lineage: Eukaryota; Metazoa; Brachiopoda; Lingulata; Lingulida; Lingulidae. The record is from RefSeq and is a predicted model, not a curated record.